UUCAACGUCCAGGUGAGACUGCGGGAGUCAGUCAGACUCACAGCGCCUGUACAUGACACAGAACAACAACGAGCUGGCAUGUAGUUCACGGAAUUAAUCUCUUCAUCAUGAAUUCAAGUGAUAGAUUAUCAGAUGAUGAAGAAAAGAUUACUGCUUUGUCUUGGAUCUACGUCUCGACUUUGAGUUUAAGUCUCAUAGGUAGUUGUUCUGUGGUUGUGGUGUCCAUUAUAAAGAGAAGGCAUCUCAAUGAACAGGCAAAGCCUCUUCUUCAGCUGGCCCUGGCAGAUUUUCUGGCGUCACUUGUUUUGAUGUGCACCGCCAUAAUUAAUUUGCCUUAUAAAAUUUUGCCACUCAGUGAAAAGUUCUGUAACAACGGAUUGCCUUUGUCUUUGGCCUUCUACUGCGUCUCGUUUCUGCUUGUAAUCAUUUAUGCCUGUGAGUCGGCACAUGCGUUUCAAGGAUGGAGGGAAAAAGCAGAGCAGGAAGCAUUUGAAACCCAGUUAUCACGCAGAAGGAGGAGGUAUUGUCUUAUCUAUGUAAUCGCAUGGCUUGUACCAAUAAUUGGAUACCUCGUCUAUAUUAAUACCGUCAGAGUUAUGGAAGCUACUCUCACGCCAGCAAAUAAACCAGAACACAUGCCUGGCGUUACACAUGUCAGCAGAGGACCCUCCGUCAGGUUCUGUAGCAGCUGCAUUUUCUUCCUGCAUCUCACAAAUGACUCCUGCACAACAGUGGAUCCGGUUCAUGCCGAGUUCAUUCGUAUUUUCACUCUCAGCAGUGUGUUGAUCGUCAUCUUCAGCUGCACAGUGGUGUACUGUAGGUUACAUAGCUGUUAUAGGCAUUAUGAGAACACAAGCAUGUUCACAAUGUCACAGAUACAUCCAGGUGGGAUUUGGUCCUCGGCUCGAUACAUGAUCCUUGUUAUCAUUUUCUGCUGGACACCAGCUCUGGUUCUCAUCUGUCUGUCCUUCUCACAAUCUAAGAUAAACCAUCUCUUCCCUCUCUAUGUCAUACAGGCGCUGUCAGUGUCACUCCAGGGUUUUCUGAACAGUAUUGUGUAUGCAUGGAGACGACGCAAUUUCAGAGAUGCCGUGCUGGGGGAGCGUCUGCCUCUCAUGGCCAAUUCUCACAGAGCCUUCUUUGACCAAUCAUUAAAUGAGCCAUCAUGAAAUCACAGAAUGAAAAUCAUGUAAAUGUUAGUUUGUAUCCACAUACGAGUUCAGAUAUAUUUGUUUAAAUGUUUUCUAUUUAUUUAUAUACAUAUAUUUGUGAUAACUGUUGAUAGGCAAUUGUACUGCUGUCUGCAUACCAUACUUGAAAUGUAUAAAACAAUAGCUGAGCUUGAAAAAGACAAAUUAUUAGUUGAUUAUUUUUAAACCAUACUUUCACUUUAUUUACAAAAGUGGUAUUAUAUGGAAACUGUAUUUUUGAUGUAUCGGAUGUUAAACUGUGGUUUUGUUCAAUAAAUGUCUGCAUAGCCACGUGCCAGUAAUUCUAGUUCUUG
Ctenopharyngodon idella (grass carp) is the source of this 1504-nucleotide messenger RNA. RefSeq lists its product as uncharacterized. NCBI's taxonomy places the organism in Eukaryota, Metazoa, Chordata, Actinopteri, Cypriniformes, Xenocyprididae. Gene Ontology annotation, molecular function: G protein-coupled receptor activity. Gene Ontology annotation, biological process: adenylate cyclase-activating G protein-coupled receptor signaling pathway. Bases 108 to 1169 code for a protein of 353 amino acids. The transcript has 12 exons. Gene Ontology annotation, cellular component: plasma membrane. The record is from RefSeq and is a predicted model, not a curated record.